AUGUCCGAGCUGCGCUUUGACAACCAGACCGUCGUCGUUACAGGCGCUGGUGGUGGCUUGGGCAAGGCAUAUGCUCUUUUCUUCGCCUCAAGAGGUGCAAAUGUCGUGGUCAACGACCUAGGUGGCUCUCACAAGGGCGAGGGCGCGUCGAACAAGGCCGCCGAUGUGGUCGUCAACGAAAUCAAAGCUGCUGGCGGCAAGGCUGUGGCCAACUACGACAGCGUCGAGAACGGCGAGGGAAUUAUCGACACAGCUAUCAAGAACUUUGGCCGAGUCGAUGUCCUCAUCAACAACGCCGGUAUCCUGCGGGAUGUCAGCUUCAAGAACAUGAAGGAUCAGGAUUGGGAUCUGAUCUACAAAGUACACACAUACGGUGCAUACAAGUGCGCGAGAGCUGCUUGGCCGCAUUUCCGGAAACAAAAGUACGGCCGUAUUAUCAACACCGCCUCGGCUGCUGGUCUAUUCGGUAACUUCGGACAAGCAAACUAUGCUGCUGCCAAACUCGGUCAGGUCGGAUUCACCGAGACCCUCGCAAAGGAGGGCGCCAAGUACAACAUCAUUGCCAACGUCAUUGCUCCUAUUGCCGCGAGUCGUAUGACUGCUACCGUGAUGCCCCCAGAGGUCCUGGAGCUCCUCAGGCCCGAGUGGGUUGUUCCCGUCGUCGCCACUCUGGUCCACUCAUCCAACACCACCGAGUCCGGUUCGAUUUUCGAGAUUGGCGGCGGCCAUGUGGCUAAGCUCCGCUGGGAGCGUGCCAAGGGUGCUCUGCUGAAGACCGAUGCAUCUUUGACGCCUGGCGCUAUCGCAAGAAAGUGGAAUGAGGUCAACGACUUUUCGAAGCCCGACUACCCCACUGGACCCGCCGACUUUAUGGGACUCCUAGAGGAUGGCUUGAAGCUCCCUCCUGCUCCUUCAGGGCCGGAGCCAGAGUUCAAGGGCAAGGUUGCUCUUGUUACUGGUGGCGGUAACGGUCUUGGCCGUGCUUACUGCCUUUUGUUCGCCAAACUCGGUGCCAAGGUUGUUGUUAACGAUCUUGUUGACCCUGAGCCCGUUGUUCAGGAGAUCAAGAAGGCGGGCGGAGAGGCCGUUGGAAACAAGGCCUCUUGCGAAGAUGGCCCAGCUGUUGUCAAGACCGCCAUCGACACCUACGGACGUAUCGAUAUUCUGGUCAACAACGCUGGAAUCCUGCGCGACAAGGCCUUUACCAACAUGAACGAUGACCUCUGGAACCCAGUUCUCAACAUCCACCUUCGUGGAACAUACAAGGUCACCCAGGCUGCUUGGCCUCACAUGCUCAAGAAGAAGUAUGGCCGCAUCGUCAACACUGCUAGCACAAGCGGUAUCUAUGGCAACUUCGGCCAGGCCAACUACGCCGCAGCGAAACUUGGUAUCCUCGGAUUCUCCCGUGCUUUGGCAAUUGAGGGCGCCAAGUACAACAUCAAGGUGAACACCAUUGCCCCCAACGCCGGUACCAACAUGACCAGAACGAUUAUGCCCGAGGAGAUGGUUCAGGCAUUCAAGCCCGACUACGUCGCUCCUCUGGUGGUUCUGCUCUGCUCCGACAUGACCCCUGAGCCCUACUCCAGCAAAGGUCUGUUCGAAUGUGGUAGCGGUUGGUUCGGCAGCACUCGCUGGCAGCGCAGCGGUGGCCACGGUUUCCCUGUUGACGUCAAGUUGACUCCCGAGGCUGUUGCUAGCGAACUAGCAAAGAUCAUCAACUUCGACGACGGCCGUGCGGACCACCCCACGGACAUCCAGGCCGCCAACGAAAAGGUCAUGUCCAACUUCAACAACCGAAGCGGCGGCAGCAAGGAGGGCAGUGGCAGUGGCAACGAGAUCCUGACCGCGAUUGAGAGUGCCAAGAAGGCAACUACUGAGGGCACCCCCUUCGACUACACCGAACGCGAUAUCAUCCUCUACAACCUGAGCUUGGGUGCCAAGCGCACUGACCUGCCUCUGGUCUACGAGAACAACGAGCACUUCCAAGCCCUUCCCACCUUUGGUGUCAUCCCCUGGUUCAACACUGCCACCCCGUGGGACAUGAACGAGAUCGUCAAGGACUUUUCUCCCAUGAUGCUCCUCCACGGCGAGCAGUACAUGGAGAUCCGCAAAUUCCCCAUCCCCACCGAUGCCAAGACCAAGACCUACCCCAAGCUCAUUGACGUGAUCGACAAGGGUGCCGCCGCCCUGGUUGUUGCUGGCUUCACUACCAAGGAUGUUGCCACCGGCGAGGAUCUCUUUUACAACGAAUCCACCGUCUUCAUCCGCGGCAGCGGUGGCUUUGGUGGCUCGCCUAAGCCUACUGCCAAGCGCCCCAAGGGCGCUGUCGCGGCAUACAAGCCUCCCCAGCGCAAGGCCGACGUCGUCGUCGAGGAGAAGACUUCGGAAGACCAGGCCGCGCUGUACCGUCUGAACGGUGACCGCAACCCGCUUCAUAUCGACCCCGAGUUCAGCAAGGUCGGCGGCUUCAAGACUCCCAUUCUGCACGGCCUCUGCUCGCUCGGUGUCUCGGGUAAGCACGUCUUCCAGAGGUUCGGACCCAUCAAGAACCUGAAGGUUCGCUUUGCGGGUGUUGUUCUACCCGGCCAGACUCUCAAGACUGAGAUGUGGAAGGAGGGCAAUACCGUUCUUUUCCAGACUACCGUUGUUGAGACGGGCAAGCCGGCUAUUUCAGGCGCCGGUGCGGAGCUGCUGGAGGGUGCCAAGGCUAAAUUGUAA
Aspergillus mulundensis is the source of this 2718-nucleotide messenger RNA. It is a transcript of the gene mfp, whose product is annotated as putative peroxisomal multifunctional beta-oxidation protein (MFP). The transcript is spliced from 7 exons. The record is from RefSeq and is a predicted model, not a curated record. The coding region runs from base 1 to 2718 and encodes 905 amino acids. Gene Ontology annotation, molecular function: oxidoreductase activity. NCBI's taxonomy places the organism in Eukaryota, Fungi, Ascomycota, Eurotiomycetes, Eurotiales, Aspergillaceae.